This is a messenger RNA of Archocentrus centrarchus (flier cichlid), 1258 nucleotides long. RefSeq names its product aldo-keto reductase family 1 member B1-like. Gene Ontology annotation, molecular function: oxidoreductase activity. Bases 70 to 1020 code for a protein of 316 amino acids. The record is from RefSeq and is a predicted model, not a curated record. Lineage: Eukaryota; Metazoa; Chordata; Actinopteri; Cichliformes; Cichlidae. The transcript has 10 exons.
GCAUGAGUCGGCAUGCACAAACAAUGAGUAACCUGACUGGGCUGAGAAUUUUAUAGUAAGGCUGCCGAGAUGAUACCUGCAGUGACACUUAACAAUGGGUCCAAGAUGCCAAUAGUGGGUCUGGGAACAUGGAGGUCAGAACCAGGAAAAGUGACUGAGGCAGUUAAGGUGGCUAUAAGUUGUGGCUACAGACAUAUAGAUGGCGCUUAUGUGUACCAGAAUGAAGAAGAAGUUGGAGCUGGAAUUCAUGCAAUGAUUGAUCAAGGAGUGGUAAAGAGGGAAGACCUAUUCAUUGUGAGCAAGUUAUGGUGCACCUUUCACCUUCCAUCUCUGGUGAGGCCAGCUUGUGAAAAGACUCUCAAGGAUCUGAAGCUGGACUGCCUGGAUCUUUACCUCAUGCAUUUCCCAAUGGGGACCAAGCCAGGGGAUGUCCUUUUUCCUUUAGAUGAGCACGGCCAAGUAAUUCCCGACAACAGCAAUUUUUUGGAAACUUGGGAGGCCAUGGAAAAGCUGGUGGAUGCUGGGUUGGUCAAAGCUAUCGGCAUCUCCAACUUCAACAAAGACCAGACUGAAGCCAUACUCAAAAAGCCCGGUCUCAAGUACAAGCCUGCCAACCACCAGAUCGAGUGCCACCCAUUUCUGACCCAAGAGAAGAUGAUCAACUACUGCCAUUCGAAAGGUAUCACAGUGACAGCGUACAGUCCUCUGGGCUCCCCUGACAGGCCCUGGGCUUCAGCUGAUGAACCCUCUCUGCUGGAGGAACCUAAGAUCAAGGCCAUUGCUCAAAAGUACAAUAAAACUCCGGCACAGGUUCUGAUUAGGUUCCACAUCGAGAGGAAUGUGGUUGUCAUUCCUAAGUCUGUAACACCCCAUCGUGUCAAAGAAAACUUCCAGCUGUUUGACUUCAAGUUGAGCAAAGAUGACAUGAAGGACAUCUUGAGUUUGAACAAGGACUGGAGAGGAUUCAAAUUAGAGUGGGCAUCAAAACACAAAGACUAUCCCCUAAAUGCAGAAUUCUAACUCAGUAUAGUUCACUAUGUUUGGUGUGAAUCCGUUUUUGAAUCUCUUGAAAUUUACAUAUUUCAUGUAUUAUUACACUACUGCUUUUUCAGGCUACCUGAGCUGGAAUAAUUGUUCUUAGUUGCAUAUUUCCUGCAGAAUUAAAGAAUUCACUGAACACUGCAAGCUGUGUAACUUUUAUGCCUCCCCAUAGAACUGAUGACAGCUUCCUGUUGACACAAUAAACACACUUUAUAUC